UUGUCUUCCUCGCCGCUCGGGCCUCCCCCAGCUUCCCCCCUCAACCUCGGGCCAAAGGUUCUAGAACCUUCUAGACGCCUCGCUCGCACCCCGCCACGCCCCUCCCGAUGGCGCGCCUCCAUCUCCUCCUCUCCCGCGCCCUCGCAUCGCACCACCUUCUCCCUUGUACGACCGCCUCCGGCCUCCGCCCCACUCCGCGGCGGCCUCUCCCUCCCCACUCUCCGCCGCCUUUUUCUCCUCCACAUGGUCAUACCCUGCCCCCCUUCGCCGCCGCCGCGUCGCGGCAAUACGCCGCCUCGAGCUUCAGGAUAAGGCGCCCGUCGGCGCCGCCGAUGUUACUGAGGCGGAGGAAGGCGAGGAGGCCGACGCGGAAGGCCCCCGGCGAGCUCAUUGUGCAAAUUGGCAUCGAGGAGGACAUCCCCGACGAUCCUGAAAUCUUGAGCAUUGCGGAAACACUCCGAACUGAUGUUGGGAAGGUGGUGAAGGUGGCCUUUGACAACCUUGAAGGCUCUGAGUACAAGACCAGAGAUCCUUCUAUAAGCAACUUGAACAAGUACAAUACCGUCGAGCUUUCUCUGCUGCUUUGUGAUGAUAAUUUCAUCAGGGAGCUGAACAAAGAAUGGAGGGAUGAGGAUCACGCUACGGAUGUUCUGUCAAUGUCACAGCAUAUCCCGGGGCUUGAUAUCCCCAUUCUGCAGUUGGGUGACAUAGUAAUUUCUGUUGAUACAGCACAGCGGCAAGCAGAAGAAAGAGGCCACACACUUCUUGAUGAGAUCAGAAUCCUUGUGGUUGUUUGUUUUUUCUCUCUCUUUUUUUUGAGGAGGGUGCAUGGAUUGUUGCAUUUAUUGGGGUUUGAUCAUGAACUCAGCGAAGUAGCUGAAGAAGAGAUGGAGAAGGAAGAAGAACAUAUAUUAAAUACUCUUGAGUGGAGAGGAAAGGGAUUAAUUAAGAGUGCAUAUGACAUUGCUAGUGAUAUGGCACAUUUACAAAGUUCUGCUGAGGCCAAUAACAAUAUAGAGAAAGUGAGCCUAAAAGAGGAACGUCGACCCAAAUUAAGCCAUAUGAUUUGUGAUAUAGAUGGUACUUUUGUGGAUUAUGAAGGACGCCUGCAUGAAGAAUCCGUAGAAUCUUUGAGAGAGGCAAUUGCAACAGGAGUAAAUGUUAUCAUGGUUACUAGAAAGAGUCGGGUUUCCACCAUCAGAACCUUCAAGCAUCUUGAUGUCCAUGAUAAAGGUGAUUUUGUAUCAGUGACAUCACCUGGUGUAUUUUUGCAGGGUUCACUUGUCUAUGGAAGGCAUGGCCAAGAAGUUUAUAGAGCGGAAUUGGAUGUGGAUAUCUGCAAGGAGGUGGUUACUUGCAAUCAUGCAUUUCUGUACUCCUUGAAGCAUAAAAUUCCUGUUGUUGCAUACUGCAAGGAACAAUGUUUGACCUUGUUUGAACAUCCAUUUGUUAACUUGUUGCACACUGUGCAUCAUGAGAACAAGGUAAAAGUGAUGCAUUCUGUUGAGGAACUGCUGGAAUAUUCAUCUAUUCAGAAGUUGCUACUCUUUGACAGUGCCGAAGAGGAUUCAUCUGUCCUGAGGCUGCAUUGUUCAGAACUGACUGAAGGGAAAGCGCGUGUUCUCAAAAUGCAGCCAAAUACAAUUGAUAUUGUGCCACUCAAUGCUUCGAAGGGUUGUGGUAUAAGAAUUCUACUUGAUCAUAUUGGAAUAACAGAAGAUUGUGAUCUUGACACAGUUGGAGACUAUACAAGAUGGCUGAGCAAUAUGUGAUUCAACUGAAAACAUUACUGGAUCUUUCUUAAGAAAAAAACAUGGCGAUUCAGAGCAUUAGAUGUUAAAGAAGCAAUCGUAUGCAUGUCAUGCACCAAAGAAACAUAAUUACCACUUUGGAUGUGUUUACUUUGAAGGCUGCAAAAAUCAUAUGUUCAUAGCACAUACUUUUUGGCUGGCAAUUCAUGUGCUUUUAUAUUAGGAGGGGCAGUGAAUGGCAACUUAAAUAUUUAAUUCAGAUCCUUUUGUUGAGAUGCAUGAAAAAGAGAAUGGAAUUAACCACAGCCAUGUGAGCAAAGUCAUAUUCAUCAGUUCAUGACAAUUUUGACUCUCCGUAGAAUUUUGUAUAUUUGUGUUUUCUGUUACCAUUGUUAAAUGUUACUCAGUUAAAUGUGUAAAUGGCUCCUCAUGUGGAUAUUUAUUUAUUAUGAAAAGAAUACUGAAGUGUAGAUUGAUGAGUAGGAAUUCAAUGGGGGCAUUAUGAUAAAGAUAGCUAUAUUUUCUGCCAUCAUAAAUCUUGUUGAUUAUGAUUUACCCUUUCUCAUUCUAUCCACAAAAAGGUUUGACGUUCACAUGGAUCAAGAAAUGAGGCAUAAAAGAAAAUAUCUUGAUCCUAAAAGGAUAUAUAGUUUGAGAUUUCUUGUGCAAAGCACACAAGAAGCAGAGCUGGUCAAUGGGAAGUGGAGACUUGGCACCCUAGUUCUUACUUAUUCCAGGUUUGUCUUAUUUACAGACCAAUAUGCAUUUGUGCAUCUCUCUUGUUCUGGUGUGUAGAUGGUUUGCCACCACUAUACGAGUGGCUUUUGUUGCUAGUUCUUGACAUUACUCUCGCAGCUGAACCAUUUGAGGGCCUCUUUGCUAUCACCUUGUUGCAUGGCCUUGGUAAGUUGUUUGACCGUUGCUUCAUGUCUAAUCCUGCUGAAUAACUUUUACAUGCCUUCAUCCUCUUACUGUAUGAAAUUUUCUUUGCAAGGUCUUGAACACAUGUAGCAUCAGAUAUUGAUGUGAAUGAUUGGGACUUCCCUUGGUAGUACUUGGACAGCCCUGUCCUAUGGAAAUUAAAUUAGGUGUAAGUGAAUCUGAAUGCUUGGCAAUUGAAAUGUAGUUUAUGAAGGUAAUAUUGAAAUUUUGAUCCUUUAUAAUCAUGACAUCCUGUUGUCCAAUUAUUCAAUUUUUCAGAAAAUGUACAAAUUGAAGUAAACUCAGUUGCAUCCUUAUAAUAGAUCGUGUGCAAAGGGGACCCUCUCCUACUUAGGACAUGAUUGUCACCUUUCGUAAAACUGCCUCAAGUGAUCUUGGGGCAAAUAUACUCACCUGACUGGAAGCUGGGCUAGCAGCAAGGACAAUUCGUACACUGGACCCUCGUCAUCCAGCUGCAACGUGCUCGAAGAUGCUGACGAUGGCUCAUAGGGAUGACCAUGUGGGCAUGAUGCUUCAUCAUCAGACAGAUUUGAAGCUGAUGAGCACAAGGACCCGCUGGAGGCACCUGAGAAGGAAGCAGAUGCAGAGGGAUCUCCACCUUGUUCAUUGGAGCUCUCAUCGCGACAUAAGAAUAACCCAUGAGAUGGUAAAUUGCAAGGCUCUGCCAUUUCAUAGGAAGCUCUGCUCAAAGUUUGGGACUUGGAAGGCAAAGGGACGCAGCAUAUGUUGAUAUAUAGAGACGUAGGAAGAGAGCUGUUCAAACUGGUAGAUAGAUAGGCAUCUAGUUUUAUCAGAUAGGCUUCAUCGACUCGGCGCCAGAGAGAAGGAAGAAAUUGACAUCAGUCACAGUUACUUUGGGUAGAUCAUUGGUAGCCUGAUGGGGGAGCAUGUGAAAACGACGUGCUCUGGCUGCUUCAGAUAAGCAUCUUAUCCAGGGCUAAGAAAAGAGGUUUAUCCCCGCGGAUUAGGAAGGAUAAGGUAGACUAUGGCUGCAAGAAGGUGCUUUCUGUUAGCCCGGUGUUAAUUAUGGUAACUAAGAGCGAGAUCAGUUUCUUUAUUGUGUUACCGCUGACUUGUACAGCCAGUCGGCUGGAUCUCAGUCAAGUCCUAAUCAGGGAUGGAGUAAAUUAGGGUCGCUUUGGAUCCAAAGUGAUAA
Molecule: messenger RNA, 3849 nt
Organism: Panicum virgatum (switchgrass)
Lineage: Eukaryota; Viridiplantae; Streptophyta; Magnoliopsida; Poales; Poaceae
Product: endoribonuclease YBEY, chloroplastic-like
Exons: 15
Coding region: 108-1772 (554 amino acids)
Biological process (GO): rRNA processing
Molecular function (GO): metalloendopeptidase activity
Source: RefSeq, a predicted model, not a curated record